GGAGGAUGGAACGCGAUUCGGGAUCCUGCAGCAGCUUGCAAAUGCAAUGAAGUGAUUGAAAUAAACGCCAUGGCUAAGUGUGUACUACAGCUAGCUGCUGGCGGUUUGCACUGGGAGUACGUCUUUGGAAAUCCCCGGCUCCGGAAUUAAAUAAAUGAAAGUGAAAGUGUGUUUGUUGAUUUCAGCUGAAUGGAGGCUGGCGAAACAACCGCCAGCAAACAGAAGAGAACAGUCAAACUCUGAACAUGCUUUGCAAUGUAGUUGUUCUGUGCUUUUGGCUGCUAAAUGCAGGCGGCUUCUCUGCCUCCUUCACCCUGAGGCAGUCAGGGAGGAUGGUGUGCACCUUCGUGGAGGAGCAGUACCACACGGGGGAGAGCGGGGGAGCAGAGGUUCCCCUCCAGAGGAAUGUCCUGCUGCUGCUGAACAGCCCUGACACAGAGGAAGAGAGGGCAGCCAGGGCCAGGGAAUUCCAGCACGGAGGGGUCGUCACAUUCCUGGUGAAAGACCCGUCUCUGCAUGUGUCCCGGCACGCUGACGAGGAUACGGACAGGCUGCAGUGUGAGAUGAAGAGGUACAGCACAGCGGGGAUACACGUGCCCUGGCCUGGGGCAGGAGGAGCCGAGGCAGAUGCCCCAGACAACUGGUUCACCUGCACCAUCAAACACAGAGAAAACCAGUUCAGUGUGACUGCCUUCCUCAGACAGCCUCCCUCCCCUGAGAGCGAGCUGCGCUUCGGAGACACGGACACGCUGCGUGUGUCAGCCGUGUUCGCGGUGCGCUCCGGUCCUGCCGUGGUGGAGACGGCCCUGCGGCGCGACGUGCGGCUGGACUGCGGUUUCUCCGUGGACCACGCGAGGCCCGACGUGACGGUGGAGUGGCGGCUGCAGCUGCGCGGGGAGCGGAGGAAGCUGUUCUCGUAUGCGUCCCGCAGCGGGCAGGCGGAGCGGCUGGAGGGGGAGGUGUCGGUGGCAGAGAUCCCCCGGGGGAAUGCCUCGCUUCGGCUUGCCGGCGUCACGCUGAAGAGCGAGGGCACCUACAUCUGCUCCGUCUACGUGCCCCCGCUGUACAGCAGCCAGGACAUCCAGCUUGACAUUGUGGAGCGCCCCAGGGUCUCCGUUAGCCCCUCCUCGUCCCUGACUCUGCAGGAGGGGGCGGAGGAGAAGCUGGCGUGCGACAUCGAUGGCUACUACCCUCUGGACGUGCACGUGGAAUGGCUGCGGGAGAUCCCGGGGGAGCGCAGGCUGCCGCACGUGGUCAAGCACAUCCUGUUCACCAGCCACCGCCACAACCCGGACGGCACCUACGGGAUCUCUGCCUUCUUCCUGCUGCGUGCCUCGCUGCAGGACCACGGCGUCGACUACACCUGCCGCGUCUCCCACAAGUCUCUGCGAGUCUCAAUCCGCAAGAGGGUGCGCCUGGCCGUGGAGGCUCGUCCACAGACUGGUACGAUCCUACUUAUAUGUCUAUUCACCGUUCUUCUAAUGAUAUUGGGAGUUAUGUUGAAGCACCUUCACAAAGCAAGACAAACGAGCAACAAGAGGAAACCCUACUAAACAGAGAGAAUGAAGAGUGCAGCCGAAGUGCCUGGAUUUGUUUCCUUCCUUCUGUCCCGAGCUCCAAGGCUGAGCUCAGAGGGGUGGAUCCACUCUCUGCGCCUCAGAACUGCCACACACUGCUCUGCAUCAGGUGAAAGAGUGGCAUUGAAGGAACAGCACCUUGCCUUGCCGGCAGUGUAGGUUUACUUGUUAUGAAAUUGGCUGUAAAUAUUUGCAUUUGACUGUACAGCAUUUCAGCUAGAAUGGCAUGUCUGGUCCUAGGAAGUGAAACCGUUUUUUAAGUUGGCUUAAAUAUUUUACAGAGUGUUUGAUUUAGAGUGGGUGAAAUGAUUGACCUUGAUAAAUAAUAAAAGUAUUUAAAUUAUAAA
Messenger RNA from Polyodon spathula (Mississippi paddlefish), 1924 nucleotides. It is a transcript of the gene dhrs13b.2, whose product is annotated as dehydrogenase/reductase (SDR family) member 13b.2. The coding region runs from base 246 to 1553 and encodes 435 amino acids. The transcript is spliced from 9 exons. NCBI's taxonomy places the organism in Eukaryota, Metazoa, Chordata, Actinopteri, Acipenseriformes, Polyodontidae. The record is from RefSeq and is a predicted model, not a curated record.